This is a messenger RNA of Penicillium taxi, 639 nucleotides long. RefSeq lists its product as uncharacterized. The transcript has a single exon. NCBI's taxonomy places the organism in Eukaryota, Fungi, Ascomycota, Eurotiomycetes, Eurotiales, Aspergillaceae. The record is from RefSeq and is a predicted model, not a curated record. The coding region runs from base 1 to 639 and encodes 212 amino acids. Gene Ontology annotation, cellular component: nucleus. Gene Ontology annotation, biological process: regulation of DNA-templated transcription; aflatoxin biosynthetic process. Gene Ontology annotation, molecular function: DNA binding.
AUGGGUUCUAACAGCUCUAUUGCCAAUCUUAGAACCGAUCAGAAUGCUGAAUGCGACAGAGCACAGCAUCAAGAAAACAAUAUGACUGGACACUAUGUCGACCAAGAUUGUCUAUUGGCCGUCAUGGACCUGUUCUCUGAGCUAGAGGUUCCGACUGAGCGGAUUAGACACUUAUCUUCAAUAGAUGCCAGUCAACUUAAUUUGACGGCACAAACGAUCACCGCGGUGUUUCGUCGCUUAUCUACCAUUUUGAUAUGUCCUUGCUCUGAGCGCACUGAAAUUGGCAUGUUGAUAUCUGCCAUCUGUAUGACUAUCAUCGAUAUACAUGCUAUGACACUUGCUAAAUCCGCUUUUAACAACCCUUCGCCAACGCACCCGACAGUUAUUCGGGAUGAUCAUGGGGCCAUUGCCCAGGAGUCACCGGAAAAUGAAGCCACAGCCAUGCGAGUACUAAGAGAGCUUUCUAAGGUGGCCAAGCUAGUUUUGCAAUUCACAGAGCGAUAUUGUGGAGACGACAGGGGUCCACAAGUCCAUCUCGAAGGCAAUGGUAUGCCAUUGGAAAUUUUGCCAACUUUGGCUAGUCUUAUUCGUGAGAGGUUACAUAAAAUUACCAGUGAUGCAACAUACUGGCUGCGAUAG